AUGAUUGUGAUAACUGCAGCCCACUGUUUGCAUGGCAAAAAGAUUGAAGAUUUAUCAGUACGCUCAGGAUCAUCGUAUUGGAACCAUGGCGGUCAAUCGGUGAACAUAACUAAAUCAGUUUCACAUGCGAAAUACAAUUAUUCCAGUUUUACUCAUGAUAUCGCUGUGCUUCUCCUGAGCUCCCCACUGAAAUUUGACAAUUUUACACGAAAUGUCGAAUUGGCCGAGAGUACUCCGAAGGCAGGAACACCUGCUCUGCUUUCCGGUUGGGGAAUUAAAUAUUUUGGUCCUAGUGCUAAAGGUCCUGAUAAAUUGCAGGCCCUCACAGUUUUUGUAAAAGAUCGUAAAAAGUGUAAGAAGGCCUACAAUUUAUUGGCGGAAUUAUUGGCUGAAGAACAUUAUGAUAUACCCGAGGACAACAUAUGUGCCUCGUCAAGUGAUAAAGGUGCUUGCAAAGGAGACUCCGGUGGUCCGCUGGUUACUUUAUUACCCACCAAGCUUAUUGGCAUCGUUUCUUCAGGAUUCCGAUGUCUUACUCCUAGCUUGUACACCGAUGUUACAUUCUUCAAGACAUGGAUCGAAAGAACUGUAAAAAGCUUCGCAUGCAGCCCGUUAAAAGAUUACCAAUAA
Molecule: messenger RNA, 630 nt
Organism: Drosophila takahashii
Lineage: Eukaryota; Metazoa; Arthropoda; Insecta; Diptera; Drosophilidae
Product: trypsin epsilon-like
Biological process (GO): proteolysis
Molecular function (GO): serine-type endopeptidase activity
Source: RefSeq, a predicted model, not a curated record